Messenger RNA from Carya illinoinensis, 1499 nucleotides. RefSeq names its product seed biotin-containing protein SBP65-like. Lineage: Eukaryota; Viridiplantae; Streptophyta; Magnoliopsida; Fagales; Juglandaceae. The record is from RefSeq and is a predicted model, not a curated record. The transcript has 2 exons. Bases 95 to 1198 code for a protein of 367 amino acids.
ACCGCCACAGCCUCUCUAUUUUUAACACCCUUCUCUAUCCUCAUAACUCAUAAACACCAGAAUCAUAGCACAAAAAACAACACAAAGCAUACAUAUGGCUUCCACUCAAACGCUCAGAGAGAACUCCACCGGCGAGAAAGACAGGGUCCCAACAAUGACCAGGCACUUCGAGUCUUUGGCUGAUAAAGUGAAAGAUAAGGAGAGAGAGGAGAAUGAGAAUCAGAGAGAGAAGCAUACUGAUCAAGCAAGGGGAAAGGGAUCCUAUGUUGUGGGGAAGUUUGAAAAUGUUGAGGAAGAUCAGAAUGAUACGGGUAAGGCUAAAGGUGGGGAAGGUGAAGGUACUGAUAUAGGUGAGGGACGAGGAGAAUGCAAAGAGGUGAGCAAGGGUCAAGAGAGAAAAGAACAACCUUCUCUAGAAGAGAUUUCCAAGCUCAGAGCAAAAGCGCAGCAAAACUCAUUAGAGACACUACGGGCGGCAGAGGAGAGGUAUGAGAAGGCAAAAGAAUCCGUAAGCCAGGGACUCGGUGCUGCAACCGAGUAUACCAAAGAGAAGGCUGCACAAACAAAGGAUACUGCCCUAGAUAAAGGUCGGGCAGUGAAAGAUAGUGCAGCAGAGAAGGGUGCACAAGCAAAGGAGACCGUUACCAGCACAGCUAAGACAGCUGAGGAUUACACAGCAUCAACGGCAGAGAAAGCUAAGGACUAUGCGCUACAAAAGGCAGUGGAAGCGAAAGAAGCGGCUGUGCGUGCAGGGGAGGAAAAGGCUGAGGAUUUGAAGGACGGGACUGCCGUGGCGGGGUGGACUGCAGCACAUUACUCGUGCGAGAAAGCCCUGGAGGGAACUAAAGCAGCAGCAAGGGCUGUUAAAGAAACAGCAGAGUAUGCAGGACAUAAGGCUGCCGAGAUUGCAUCCAAGCCAUUGUCUGCUGCCAAGGAUGUUGUUGUAGGCACAGGAGAGAGUGCAAAGGAGUACACAGCUAGGAAGAAAGAAGAAGCAGGGAGAGAAUUGAAGGCUAAGAGAUCAGAGGAAAAUCAGCUCCACACUGACGGAGCUUGUUGUUCACCAGGGAGACAACAUGGAAGAGGAAUCGAAGGUUCAAGAAACAAAAACAGAAGAGGUGGAAGAAGAGGCCAAACCGUCCGAGUGUGUCACGCAAGAAAGCUUUCAGCUAACGCAAGAAAAUGGCGGAGGAGGUAACAAGGGUGGGAUUCUUGGAGCCAUUGCAGAAACUAUAACAGAGAUUGCUCAGCAGACGAAAGAGCUGAUUAUUGGGCAGCACAAGACUUAAAAAGAAGGGGGGGCAUGAGUCUGGACACAAAUGCGACGUAAGCAAGAACAACACGAAAACAACGAGGGUACGUAGUGAAAGCCCAAAUAAUUAAAUGAUUCAUGGUUUCGGUGGUCGCAUUUUGUCUUAUAUUUGAAAGUCUAAUGUGUAUUAUUGACUGGGUGAAUAAAGUUAGUACCAACUAUGAUUCAGAACGCUGUUUUUGUUUUA